Messenger RNA from Harpia harpyja (harpy eagle), 3430 nucleotides. RefSeq names its product natriuretic peptide receptor 3 (gene NPR3). Gene Ontology annotation, cellular component: membrane. The transcript is spliced from 8 exons. Gene Ontology annotation, molecular function: natriuretic peptide receptor activity; peptide hormone binding. Gene Ontology annotation, biological process: regulation of blood pressure; vasodilation. Bases 229 to 1800 code for a protein of 523 amino acids. NCBI's taxonomy places the organism in Eukaryota, Metazoa, Chordata, Aves, Accipitriformes, Accipitridae. The record is from RefSeq and is a predicted model, not a curated record.
GGCAAAUAAUUAACAACGACAACAACAAUCUAUAUCUAUAAGAAAACAAGAAAAGCGGAGCCGAGAUGCUCCGUCCGUAACCCGCAGGCGGGGGCAGGUUGUGAAUCCGCCAAACACCUGAGAAAUAAAGCACGACCGAACAAUUUCGAGGCGGGCGGGGAAGGGGCGGGGGGGGGGCGGCGGCGAAAAGUUUGCCGGAGCUCGGGCGUCUCGGGGGGGGCGGGCGCGAUGCCGCCCUGGCUGCUCGGCAGCCUCUGCUGCGUGCUGGCGGCGCGGGCGGCGCUGGGCGGCGGCCCCGCGGGCGCGGAGGCGGCGGCGGCGGCGGAGGAGGAGAAGCUGAUCCGGGUGCUGGUGCUGCUGCCGCAGGACGACGCCUACCUCUUCUCGCUGGGGCGGGUGCGGCCGGCCAUCGAGUACGCGGUGCGGAGCCUGCGGGAGAGCGGCGCCGGCUUGCCGCCCGGCUACGCCUUCCAGCUCACCUACGAGGACUCGGCGUGCGGCAACCGCGCCCUCUUCAGCCUGGUGGACAUGGUGGCCCUGCAGCGCCGCCGCCCCGACCUGCUGCUGGGGCCCGUCUGCGAGUACGCGGCGGCGCCGGUGGCGCGGCUGGCGGCCCACUGGGACGUCCCCAUGCUGUCGGCGGGGGCGCUGGCCGCCGGCUUCGGCGCCAAGGGCGGCGAGUACUCGCACCUCACCCGCGUCGCGCCCGCCUACGCCAAGAUGGGCGAGAUGCUGCUGGCCCUCUUCCGCCACCACCAGUGGAGCCGGGCCACGCUGCUCUACAGCGACAGCAACCCCGAGCGCAGCUGCUACUUCGCCAUGGAGGGCGUCCAUGUGGUCUUCCAGGAGGAGGCCUUCCACAUGGCCGUGCACAGCUUCGACGAGAGCAGCCGACACCUCGACCUCGACGACGUUGUCCGCGCCCUCCAGACCGGCGAGAGGGUUGUAAUCAUGUGUGCCAGCGGUGACACAAUCAGGAACAUCAUGUUGGCUGCUCAUCGGCAAGGAAUGACCAACGGGGACUACGCUUUCUUCAAUAUUGAACUCUUCAACAGCUCAUCAUAUGGAAAUGGCUCUUGGAGAAGAGGAGACAAACAUGACCUUGAAGCCAAGAAGGCAUACUCGUACCUCCAAACUGUCACUCUGCUGAGGACCGUGAAGCCUGAGUUUGAGAAGUUUUCCCUGGAGGUGAAAAGUUCUGUUCAGAAGCAAGGUCUGCAUGAGGAUGACUACGUGAACAUGUUUGUGGAAGGAUUCCAUGAUGCUAUUCUUCUUUAUGCUCUAGCUUUACAGGAAGUCCUGAAGUUUGGUUUCAGUAAGAAAGAUGGGGAAAAAAUUGUUCAGCAAACACGGAACAGAACAUACGAAGGCAUUGCAGGGCAGGUGUCCAUUGAUGCCAAUGGAGACAGAUACGGGGAUUUCUCUGUGAUUGGAAUGACGGACCCAGAGGCAGGCACGCAGGAGGUGAUUGGGGACUACUACGGAAAGCAGGGGCGUUUUGAAAUUCGAUCAAAUGUGAAAUAUCCUUGGAAUCAUGGCAGGCUGCGACUAGAUGAAAGCCGAGUUUCAGAGCACACAAACAAUACACCAUGUAAAUCAUCAGGUGGUCUAGGAGAAUCAGCAGUUACAGGAAUAGUUGUGGGAGCCUUGCUUGGAGCAGGAUUGCUAAUGGCUUUUUACUUUUUCAGAAAGAAAUACAGAAUAACUAUUGAGAGAAGAACUCGACAGGAGGACUGUAACAUGGGGAAACAUCGGCAGUUACGUGAAGACUCCAUUAGAUCUCAUUUUUCUGCUGCAUAAAGAAAAAGAAGAAAAAGAAUCCCUUUCUUCCUAGGGAAAAAAAAGAAUUAGGGAAAAGUACACAACCAAAGACAUCAGUGUAAAAAGAAGAGGCUCUUGAAGAACUCACUCUUUCAAGCAGUAAUUUUGUCUUAAUUUCUUUCAGAAGCUCAGGAAUGAUUUAGUAAUCACAUAUGCCGCAUGGCCUUUCAUCUCAUGAAGAAAGAAAAUGAUGCAGUUUGAUGUUAUAGGAUGUACUUAAUAUGUAAAGACAGUAUUUCUUAAGGCAUAUAUUAAGGGCAGCAGAUAUGGGUUUAGUUGAUGGGGAAUGCCUCAUUCUGUUCCCUUUUUUUUUUUUUUUUUUUUUAGCUCCCACCACCUCCUUCCUUAAUUGGAUCUCACCCAUGGGUAUCAAGUAUGGUUUCACAGGCACAGGUGCUGGUUGCUGUCAAAGGGAAAAAAGGGAUUCAUUUGGGGUAUGAUCCUGCAUCACUGAAUCAUUGCCAUUAAUUACAGGGGAUACAAGAUUGGGCAUACGGAGUUUAGUUCUGGGAGGGAACAGGCACUUGGGUGUAAUUAACUCCGCUGAGAAAGUCAGGCAGGUGGAAACACACACAAACCCUUCUUUCCUUGUUUGUGUAGUAUCACAAUCAAAAGCACUGAUUCUCCCUCUUAGGUGAAGGGAGUUAGGAAAAACUCCAGUGAAAGAUGAUGAGUUUCACUGGUGUGAAAUAGUGAGAGGGAAGACAGUCAGGCCUCCUGAGAGGACUGGCUAAUUCCUCAGUCUUAUACAUGUUUUAUCAUGCUCUUUGCUCUCCACUGCCAUGACUUUUCAGAGAGGCAAAUAUAGUCCAUGUAGAGCCUGGUCCUGCUCCCAGUGAAGUCAAUGGCAAAAUUCCAUUAACUUCAGUGAGCACAGGACUGCAUCCAAAACUGUAAAUACGAAAGUGUUUGUAUAGCUGAGGCAAUUCAAAAGGGGAUCUUUUUUGUGUAAAAAUGACAUUCCAUGCUACCAUUUUAUUUUUAGGAUAUUUUUUAUCUUGUAUUUUUCUAUUAAAGUAUCUAUUUUUGCUUUGGUAGGAUUAAAAAUUAAGGGAGAGGAUGUUUUGAAGACAUAUUUUUUAUGAUAGGAGUAACAUGCAGGGAAAGUCAACAGCUGUAAAUACAUUUUAGGACCAGUAUUUAGGGGAAGAGAAGUGACUUUGUGGACGGUAACAGACUUUUUGUCGCACUUUCUUCUCCAGGCAUGUACAACGUUCAAAUAGUUAUUUAAACAAUAGGAAUGCAGUUAUUGAGUUGUCUAUGUGAUGGUGGCCCUGAUCCUGAAAAUAAUGAACUUUUCACGUGUUAAAUAGUCCUACAUUAGUUGGUGAGACUAACUAUUCAUGUGUGUACAGUUAAACAUGCAAGGAACUACCUUCAGGGAUCGGGUUGGUAAAACACUACUCUAGGGCUGACUUUAAUCCUGCUGCCAUCAGUAUCCCUUUUGUCACUGGCUUUACCAGGAGCAAAACUGAAUCUGUGAUGAAUUAGCUACUGACAGGUUAUUUUAUACUAGACAAAGGAGAGCCCUGCACUUUCUAGUCAACAAAUGGAAAUGAACAGUGCAUAUUACAGAUGUGGUGAAGAAGACCCGUAAAAAUAUCAUCUG